Parasteatoda tepidariorum (common house spider) is the source of this 2565-nucleotide messenger RNA. Lineage: Eukaryota; Metazoa; Arthropoda; Arachnida; Araneae; Theridiidae. The record is from RefSeq and is a predicted model, not a curated record.
AUGAUCUUUUGUGAUAUUUCAACUGGUGAUAUAAGACCACACAUUCCUAAAGACUUUCGUUGGAGUAUUUUUCAGACUUUUCAUGGUUUAGACCUCAUCAAGAAGAGAUUCGUAUGGAAAUCCAUGACCAAAGACAUAAAGCUUUGGUGCAAGACUUGCCUCUCAUGCCAAAAAUCUAAAGUUGGACGUCAUACGAAAUCCCCUCUAGGAGAAUAUGAACUUCCUAAUGCCAGAUUUUCGCAUGUUCAUAUAGACAUUGUGGGUCCUCUACCACCGUCAAGAGAUUACAGGUACAUACUUACAUGUAUUGACCUUUUUUAUAGGUGGCCUGAAGCAUUUCCAAUGCAGAAUCAGACAGCUGACACAGUUGCAGAAACGUUCUUUGCUGGUUGGAUAGCCAGAUUUGGUGUUCCGGAGACUCUCACAACUGAUCAAGGUCGUCAGUUUGAAUCUGAACGUUUUUCUUCCUUGACUAAGUUUUUGGGAACACAGAAAACCAGGACGUUAGCUUAUAAUCCAAAGUGUAAUGGAGCUAUAGAAAGGUUCCAUAGAAGCCUGAAAAAUGCAAUUAAAUGCCACCUAACUGAGUGCUGGAUGGAAGUUUUACCAACAGUUUUGUUGGGCAUUCGCUCAAGUUUAAAGGAAGAUAUUGAUUGUACACCAGUUGAAAUGGUGUAUGGUUGUUCGAUACGCCUUCCAGGUGAAUUUUUUCGCAACUCUUUUUCUAAACCUGUAACAUCUCAUUCUGAUUUUUUACAGAAACUUCGUGAAAAAAUGAGAGACUUGCGCCCUGUUCCUCUGAAUACUCGUGGUGCCACUCGUCCAAUCUUCAUCAGUAAAGAUCUGCAGUCUUGUAGCCACGUUUUUGUCAGGAUAGACAGUGUCCGACGUCCCUUGGAACAGGUUAUUGCUAAACUUCAAGAUGCCCUCAUCACCAUUCAAACUUGGUGCACAGAGUGGAAAAUGGCUAUUUCACCCUCAAAAAGUGCAACUAUUAAUUUCUCUAACAAACGUCUGUCACCUACGAUUCAGUUAACAAUUUUUAACGAACGAAUUCCCCAAGUUAAUUCCAUCAAAAUUCUCGGCAUCCAUUACACUGCAAACAUUUCUUUCCUCGGUCAUUUUCAAUACCUAAAAAAGAAAUGUUUAAAAAAAAUUAAUGCACUCCGCUGCAUCUCUAGCACUCAGUGGGGGUCUCGAACCUACCACCUCAUUCAGAUUGUAAAUGCCACAAUCAGAAGUAUCUUAGAGUAUGGCAGCCCAAUCCUCUUCUCUGCGCCAAAAUCACAUCUCCGAGUAAUUGAAACAAUCUACAACUCUAGCCUCCGCGCAGCAACGGGCCUCCCACGAUGGACUCCAAUUCAUAUCCUCCACAGAGAAGCCGGCACUACCUCAAUCUCACACAGACUUGUUUUAGCAGCUAAAAAAUUCUACCUCCGUCACUGUUCCCUUGGCUCUCACUCCCCAAUAAAUCGCCUUUUGCAUAAAUUCCAUUUUACUAGACUUAAAAAGAAACCCCACCUUUUCCUCAAAUUUCAGGACAUCUUCAGCCAAAAAGGCAUAAGUAAAUUCAAUAUCAUCCCCUUCCACAUUCCAGUUUUCCUCACAGAUCUCCCGAACCUCUGUCUUUUUGUACACGAUCUUCCUUUUCAAACUACGAAAAAUCCCAACGAAAUCCUCCCUCUCUAUCAGGAAACCCUCCACACCCUUUGGAAAGACUUUGUCAUCCUGGCUACCGAUGCCUCAAAAUCCAGUACGAACACAGGUAUUGCGGCUAUUAACUCAAGGAACAACAUGUCUUAUAUCUCUCAAAUCCAUCCUAUUAACUCAGUUUUCACCGGAGAAGUUUUAGCGAUUUGGUUAGCAGUCACAAAAUUCACUACCGAGUAUCUAGAUUACGUUAUUUUAUCGGACAGUAAGUCCGCAAUCACUGCCCUCAUCUCAGCCACCCAUAAAUCCCCUCACAGCAUCCUCCUCUUACAAAACAAGAUAGUUUCAGCAAGUGCAAAAGUGAAAUCAAUCACGAUCGCCUGGACACCAGCACACGUUGGCAUCCCCCCCAAUGAAACCGCUGAUAAGCUGGCCAAACACGCCACCAAUGCCCCUCGAGCCAUCCCUUUUAUCUCACCUGAAGACUUGUCAUAUUCAGCAGUUUUAGACUCAAACCGCGAAUUCAGUAACCUCCGGACUAAUUCAAAAUACCACAAGCGUUUCCCCUUUGAUCACCCUGUUAAUAAAACUUCCCUCAAUCAACUCCCAAACCGAAAAUACGAUAUCUUAAUCUCGCGUCUCCGAAGCAACACAAUCCAACUUAACGAAAUUUAUGCAAAAAUAGGGCCCGUAGACUCCCCUUUGUGCGACCAUUGUCAACUUCCAGAAUCUGCUAUCCACCUCCUCUUUGAAUGCAAAAAGUUCGAGCAUCAGAGACAAACACUGCGCGCCUCAAUCGGAGUUUUUCCACUCUCCCUUCACCGUCUUCUUAGUUAUAACCAAUACGAUAAUCUUCUCAAAAAUUUAGUGGAUUUUGUAAUUUCAACUAAGCGUUUCUAGCCUCCAGUUUUCAAA